UUCGAAAGUCGAUUCCGGAAAUGGAGGCAGCUCAGAUUCGGCUUUGGUGACGGUUUGUGUUUGAUCCCUCCUCGGAGAUCCACGUCGUCGGACACGAAGCGAUACAUUGGUGCAACUCCUUCAACGAGUGGUACUCCUACGCAUCGAUCGGCUGUUACGGUUCCUGUUGGGUGCCGCUCGAGUCCUAUGGCUCGAAGGACAUUUACGCUCGAUUUAAAUGGUCCUGAUCAUGCACAGCGUGAGCUUGAUGACAUUGAACAACGGUAUGAAUCUGUCAAGCGGAAUUCAGGGAUUCUCCGGUUAAAAGGCGAGGUGGUCAAAGCGAAUUUUCAAGAUUUGCAGUUCAUAUCGGAUAUUGGGAAUGGCAGCUGUGGACAUGUAUCUAAAAUGAGCUAUAGAGGCCAUGUGAUGGCUGUUAAGGACAUGGUCCGAACUUCGAACAAAGAGGACAAUAAACGCAUAAUUAUGGAUUUGGAUGUGAUUUCACGAGCCGAGGCCUCCCAUCACAUAGUUUUAUGCUACGGCUAUUUCAUAUCGGAGACGAGUGUCAAAGUUUGCAUGGAAGUCAUGGCGUCUUGCCUUCAUACUCUCCUACGAAGUGCAAAUCGUUUGGGAAUCCGAAUUGCUGAGGGCUACAUCGGAAAGAUGACGGUGUGUAUUGUGCAAGGUCUCGACUAUUUGAAGGACCAUCUUAAUGUGAUUCAUCGUGAUGUGAAACCAUCCAACAUUCUCUUGGAUUGGAACGGUGCAGUGAAGCUGUGUGAUUUUGGUAUCAGUGGACAGCUGAUCGAAUCUCGUGCACAUACUGUACAGGCGGGAUGUCCACCCUACAUGGCUCCAGAGCGUUUCGAUCCACGAUUCAAUUCGGAUUACGACAUCCGAAGUGAUGUGUGGUCAGUAGGUAUAUCAUUGGUUGAACUAGCCACUGGGACGUAUCCGUAUUCCCAUAUCGAUUCCGAAUUUGCGAUACUGGCAGCUAUCGUACGUGAUCCAUCACCCACCCUUCCUGUAAAUAUGAACUUUUCCGUUCACUUCCACGAUUUCAUCGCACAGUGUCUUCAAAAAGAUUUCAAAUGUCGGCCGAAGUAUAAAGCCUUACUGAAUCAUCCGUUUAUUCUCAAUAGCAAACGAGAUCAAAUGCAUGACCUUGUCGUCUUGGUCCAAGAUACUGUCGUCUCUGAGGCCCUGUUUGAAGCAGUGCUAGCCAUGCUGAAGAAUGUCGGUUCUUGCGGGAUCAUUCGCUUACCAUGCCGAAAGGAGCGA
Molecule: messenger RNA, 1263 nt
Organism: Ostertagia ostertagi
Lineage: Eukaryota; Metazoa; Nematoda; Chromadorea; Rhabditida; Trichostrongylidae
Source: the annotation of a GenBank genome assembly